Chenopodium quinoa (quinoa) is the source of this 1920-nucleotide messenger RNA. RefSeq lists its product as uncharacterized. The record is from RefSeq and is a predicted model, not a curated record. Gene Ontology annotation, molecular function: metalloendopeptidase activity. NCBI's taxonomy places the organism in Eukaryota, Viridiplantae, Streptophyta, Magnoliopsida, Caryophyllales, Amaranthaceae. Gene Ontology annotation, biological process: CAAX-box protein processing. Bases 57 to 1205 code for a protein of 382 amino acids. Gene Ontology annotation, cellular component: membrane. The transcript has 10 exons.
UAUACCUAAACCUCAGUGCGUGGGUCUCAAGUUUGCUAGCUUCCAUCAAUCAGACCAUGAAGAUCUUUGGUCGUGUGAUUGGUGGACUGCGUCAGCUGCGUCGUUCGCCCAAAUGGCAAGGGGAUGGCUUGAAGAAGAGAGUUCUCACUAGGUGGAGUGUUCCGUGGUCGCUUGACACGACAGUUUGCGGCCUUUGUGGCUUAGAGGCUUGCUCUGCCGCGACUAAUGCGCUUUCAAGUGGUAUUCCAGUUCUGUUGUUUCUUCUGACCCGGGAGUGCUCUAUGGACUUCACUUGCUCUCUUACUGGUAAUUUAUUUUAUUUUGGAUAUCUGAAUAACAAUAUCAUUUAUCUUUUUUCAAGUAUAUAUAUAUAUGCUAACACUUUUUUUUUUUUUUACAAAUGUCACAGUGUUUCCAGUGGAAUGAAGUUGGGUGGUCUGUAUGGUUUGUGUCACAUCUACAGACCACCACCCGACAUGUUCUACUGGCAGUUCAGCCGUACUAGUUUUUCUUAUGGACUAGUUGGCUUGAGCUUGUUCGGGGGUGCAGCAUUCAUGUUUUCCUCUCAUUUGACAAGUUUUGAGGAAUAUGCUGAGAAUGACAGCGUUAAACUGAGGAUGUUGCCGUAUUGCACCAAUUUAGCUGCCGGUUUUACAUUCAUCAAAGUCAAUGUAGCUGCUGUUGUCGAAGAAGUAGUGUACAGAGGCUUUUUGCUUACUUCGCUGACGAAAUGGGUAGCUACACCCACAGCUCUUCUUCUUUCUUCCGCGGCUUUCGGAUUGUCACAUGUUGGAGCUUUUGGCUUCAACUUCAGUUUUUUUUCCCAGCACUUUUUCUUUGGUCUGUUUUCAGGAGUUGUUUUCCUGUAUUCGAGGAAUCUCUGUGCACCAAUUGUGGUGCAUAGUGUUUACAAUUCAGCAAUGUUUCUAUAUUAUCUGUUGGAAUUCAAACGAGUAUGCCUAUAUGGUUUUGAUGAGUUUGAUGAGCAGGAUUUGAUAAGACUGUUUAGUAGCAAAAGUGUCACUUCUUCUGCACCUAAACCUUCUUCUUCCAAGAUAAAGGGAAAAAAACCUUUGGAAGCCCCUGAAAGAAGACCUGAAAAAGAUGCUAAAGAUGAUGUUGGUGAUGAUGAUUCCUCUUCUGCCAAAACUACUAUCGUUAUUGAACAUUGGCAAGAAAAGGAUGUUUUGAGAGAUACGGGCUGAAGAUGGGAAGGCUUAUGUCAGUCUUCAGGUAAGCAAUAAGUAAAGCGCAGUGAGUUGCAUUGCUGCACCACCAUCAACAUUCAACCUUGCACCACUGUUUUUAUAUUUGCGAUGUUUGGGUGUGGCUAGUGGUGGUUGAUUUAGUAGUCAUAUUUUUGGGUUAAAUUGGCAGUUGUAUUUGGGUGACCGAAAUACUGAUUUGAUGGUGGUUGAUUGGGUUGCGAUGGUAAUUGUUGUGUUAGCAGCAGGUGGUGAAGGGGUCAGAUAACUAAUUUGUACAUCUUAUGUCCCAUACCUUGUUUCUUUACACAAAUUUUUUGUCCGAUCUAGUUCAAUGGGAUUCGAACCAUUUGAUCUUGUUCAAUAUGUCUAUAAAUAUACUAAAACAAUGUCCACUCUUUAAAAUUUUAAUUUUCCCUCCUAAAAUCCUACUAUUUUCCCUCUCAAUCUCACUUUUUUUUUUCUUUUACUUUUCUCUGGACUUCUAGAAUAUUUUGAAUCCAUAUUUAGUUAUUCAUUUUUUUUCUUGAUAAAAAAAGGUUAUGUUAUUCAUAUUUUUAUUUAUAAUUGUUUAGUCAUUCUUAGAAUCAUCCAUAACUUAUGAAAAUAGAUUGAUUAAGUAUUUAAGUUACUUUGAAUACUAUCUUAAAAAAUACCUUAUUUACAAGACAUUGAUAAUAUAGGUUUCUCCUUGCGUUUAAAUUAAAGUAGAACG